Erythranthe guttata (spotted monkey flower) is the source of this 1044-nucleotide messenger RNA. Its product is annotated as inositol monophosphatase. Gene Ontology annotation, molecular function: inositol monophosphate 1-phosphatase activity. Gene Ontology annotation, biological process: phosphatidylinositol phosphate biosynthetic process; signal transduction; inositol metabolic process. NCBI's taxonomy places the organism in Eukaryota, Viridiplantae, Streptophyta, Magnoliopsida, Lamiales, Phrymaceae. The record is from RefSeq and is a predicted model, not a curated record.
AUAAUUCCGAUUUCCAAUCAUAAAAAAAUGGCAGAAAAAGGUUCAGUGGAGGAUUUCUUAGCGGCGGCGGUUGAUGCUGCUAAGCGUGCUGGGGAGGUUAUUCGUUCUGGGUUUUACGAGACAAAAAACGUGGAGCACAAAGGCCAGGUAGAUUUGGUCACCGAGACCGACAAGAAAUGCGAAGAACUCAUUUUCGAUUUUCUCAAAUUACAAUUUCCCGACCACAAGUUCAUCGGGGAAGAAACUACUGCUGCUUUUGGCACCACAGAAUUGACCGAUGAACCGACUUGGAUUGUUGAUCCGCUAGAUGGAACCACUAAUUUCGUUCACGGGUUUCCUUUCGUAUGUGUAUCUAUUGGGCUCACGAUUGGACGAAUUCCGACAGUUGGUGUUGUCUACAAUCCAAUUAUGGACGAGCUUUUUACCGCAAUUCGAGGCAAAGGUGCAUUUCUAAAUGGAAAACCCAUCAAAACAUCGUCUCAAAAUGAACUUGUGAAGUCCCUUCUCGCCACAGAGAUAGGCACAAAGCGUGACAAGUCUACUGUGGACGCCUCUACAAAUAGGGUCAACAGCUUACUCUUCAAGGUUAGGUCCCUUCGUAUGAGUGGCUCCUGUGCAAUAAAUCUAUGUGGGAUUGCCUGUGGAAGGCUUGAUUUAUUCUAUGAGCUCGGUUUUGGAGGCCCUUGGGAUGUAGCUGCUGGUGCUGUUAUUGUAACUGAAGCUGGUGGACUCGUUUUUGAUCCAUCGGGUAAGGAAUUUGAUAUUACAUCUCAGCGAAUAGCAGCUUCGAAUCCUCUUGUGAAAGAUGCGUUUAUCGAGGCAUUGCAAAAAUCAGAAUGAAGAAUUGUCGGUGAAAAAUAAAACGAGCUUCUAAACCAGUUGAGUUUUCUUGAAUUAUCUUCCGAAAAGCAUUAUUUAUAAUAAACGAAGCUUUCGGUUUUAUUUUCUGGUUCUCAUCCUUGGCUGAUGCCUACAUCUUAGUAUUUGUAAACUAUAUUAUGAUUAUUUCCCACCCAUACAAAAUUUCUUUUAAUUUUUCAGAAU